Molecule: messenger RNA, 528 nt
Organism: Lycium ferocissimum
Lineage: Eukaryota; Viridiplantae; Streptophyta; Magnoliopsida; Solanales; Solanaceae
Exons: 1
Coding region: 1-528 (175 amino acids)
Source: RefSeq, a predicted model, not a curated record
AUGAAUCAAUCAAUUCAACAGAUUACCAACUGGCCCUGGAAACACAUUUGGAGAUCCAAAGUCCCACAUAAAGUUAGUUGCUUUGUGUGGCUUUUAGCUAAAGAAGCAGUUCUUACACAGGAUAAUUUGAUGAAAAGGGGGACAAUUUUAUGCUCUAGAUGUUUCCUGUGUGGAGAAACAGCAGAGACAGUUAACCAUCUGUUUCUACACUGUAAGUUUACACAACAGCUUUGGAGAAUAUUUUUAAAUCUCAAAGGUAUAGCCUGGACCAUGCCCAGCAAGGUUUCAGAGGCUCUAAAGAGUUGGGAAGAGGCAGGAUUGCAGGCAAAGAACAGAAAUAGAUGGAGAAUUGUCCCUGCCAGCAUAUGGUGGGCAAUAUGGAAGGAGAGAAACUCCAGAUGUUUUGAGAGUAUAGAGAAUGGAGUGCAGAAGGUCAAGUUGAAUUGUAUUUUAUUGCUUUGUUUUUGGUGUAAUCAGGCUUACUCAGAUGAUACUAUUUCCAUUAUUGAUGUAUUAGAUUCAAUAUAG